AUGGCUUCUACCAAGGGCGUCGCUUUAAUCACUGGUUCCUCACAAAGACUGGGAAGAGCUAUCGCAGAUGAUGGGUUCGAUAUCUCUAUCAAUGACAGCGAUCUAGCCUUGAAAACUACAGACCUUCACGUCCUCGCCGCCGAAAUCGCCGCGAAAGGACGGAGAUCGUGUGUCGUACCAGGAGACGUUUCUGUUGAAGUCGAUGUCAUAAACAUAAUAGACCACACUGUUCAGGAAUUGAGAGUAUUGAACGUCAUGGUGGCUGCUGGCGUUUGUAUUCCGCGUAGUAUCGCUAUGAACCCACCUCUGUGUCACUUAGACGAUCUUUACACUCGCUUAGCCUCCACAGAGGAUUGGAACCACACCUUUACGGUAAGCGGACGGGGAACUUUCCUCUGCUACAAGGAUGCCGCGAAACAGAUGAUCAAACAAGUUAGUGACCUUGGUAAAUCUACAGGAGACGAACUGGCGUUUUACGAUUCGCACAUUGCCAUGAGUCCGAUGGGGCAGCUCCUAGAGCCUACUGACAUUGCCAGCAUCGUAUCCUAUCUCGCCUCCAGCGAAGAACGUCUUGUGACAGAUCAAAGCAUGUCUGUUAACUCCAGUUUGUUUUUUAAAGCUGUUUUGACGUAG
Guyanagaster necrorhizus is the source of this 633-nucleotide messenger RNA. Its product is annotated as NAD(P)-binding protein. The record is from RefSeq and is a predicted model, not a curated record. Bases 1 to 633 code for a protein of 210 amino acids. Gene Ontology annotation, molecular function: oxidoreductase activity, acting on the CH-OH group of donors, NAD or NADP as acceptor. Lineage: Eukaryota; Fungi; Basidiomycota; Agaricomycetes; Agaricales; Physalacriaceae. The transcript is spliced from 6 exons.